UGAUUGGUUGGUUGUCACAAGGUUCUCGCAGCUACUACCCUCUCGUCUAUUAAACGAAGCUUUUGGUGUCGCAGGUCAGUUGCUAAAAAUGACGCUUUUAAUGCACGCGUGCUGUUUUUUACUCAAAAUCCUCACCCUCCCGCUGCAAGUUGCGGAGUCGGUUGGACUUUUGUCUUUCUACAAACGCGUCUUUCCUUUUAUGAUGUACAGAAUCACGUUCUCGUACAAUGGCAAAAUGAACGACAAGAAACGGGAAUUGUUUCAAAACUUGACUAAAUUCAACCCUCCGAACGGCCCUCUGCGGAUCUUGGAGGUGGGCUGUGGAUCCGGGGCGAACUUCGAGCACUACCCGACGGGCUGCAAGAUUAUAUGCACCGACCCCAACCCGCAUUUCCGGAACUACCUGGAGAAAAGUAUGUUGAAGAACGACCAUCUUGUAUAUGACAGCUUCAUAGUGGCGUCGGGGGAGAAUCUACAGGCGGUGGAGGAUAACUCAGUGGAUGCUGUGGUGUGCACACUGGUUCUGUGCUCUGUCAAGGACACCCCCAAAGUUCUCCAAGAGGCGAAGAGAGUUCUGAGGCCCGGUGGAGCAUUUUUCUUCAUUGAGCAUGUGGCUUCUGACCCCUCAAGCUGGACUUACUUUUUUCAACAUGUUCUUCAGCCAUUAUGGUACUAUUUUGGUGAUGGAUGUGAGACAACUCGUACUACUUGGAAGCACCUUGAAGCAGCUGGCUUCUCUGACCUGCAGCUACGACAUAUCCAAGCCCCUCUUAUUUUCAUCAUCAGACCACAUAUUGUGGGUUAUGCUGUCAAAUAAUGAGAAUUAAUUUUGCUAAAAUUAAAAACUAUCUCAAGCAAGUGUUCUUUUCUAUUUCAACAUCUUUUAAAUAUGUUUAUAUAAAAAUUUGUGCUUUGAAUUAAACAGAAAAAUGCAAUUUUUGUUUAAUGUGUAAACAAAGAAUACCAGUAAUACAAUUACACCUUUGUAUGAAUGUAUCUUGUUGACUGUUCAUCCUGUUUGUAAAACAUUACUGCCAAGAUGACACGAUCAAAGUACAAAAAAUAAAAAGUACAGGCAAAAAGUAAAAUAAUAAAACACUUCCAACUGGAUAGAA
Molecule: messenger RNA, 1115 nt
Organism: Myxocyprinus asiaticus (Chinese sucker)
Lineage: Eukaryota; Metazoa; Chordata; Actinopteri; Cypriniformes; Catostomidae
Product: putative methyltransferase-like protein 7A
Exons: 3
Coding region: 89-817 (242 amino acids)
Molecular function (GO): S-adenosylmethionine-dependent methyltransferase activity
Source: RefSeq, a predicted model, not a curated record